Messenger RNA from Torulaspora delbrueckii, 2061 nucleotides. RefSeq names its product ferric reductase family protein. Gene Ontology annotation, biological process: copper ion import; intracellular iron ion homeostasis; iron ion transport. Gene Ontology annotation, molecular function: ferric-chelate reductase activity. The transcript has a single exon. Gene Ontology annotation, cellular component: plasma membrane. The record is from RefSeq and is a predicted model, not a curated record. Bases 1 to 2061 code for a protein of 686 amino acids. NCBI's taxonomy places the organism in Eukaryota, Fungi, Ascomycota, Saccharomycetes, Saccharomycetales, Saccharomycetaceae.
AUGAUGAUAUCUGUUGUGGUUCUGUGUUGGAACUUGGUAGUUGUUGCAGCAGCGGUUCGCCAUGACAGGUUGGAAGUCAAUGCGGUUCAAGCUUGUGCGAGUAUGUUAAAUAAGCUGUCAUGGGAUUUUGAACCUGGAUUGAAUUACUUCUCGACGUUGUGUGAAUACGAACCGGCUUUGGGAUCUUGGUCGAUUUGCGUUAGUGAUGUACUGGACGAUAGCGGACUGGCGGUUGAUGAAUAUUUUAACAAAAGUUUUGAAACUGUAGGAAGCAUCUGUUCAUCGUUCAAUGUUUCGUUAGAACAGUAUACUGAAUCUUUGCACAAUGCUUCGAGGUAUUUGCAGCCUUUUGAUCGACAUUCGACCCUUCAUCAUCCAGUAUCUGUCGACAAAACUUUGAGAACAAGGGUUGUGAAUGCAUUUCAUUGUUUUACAGGCAAUUUGGAUCGCAGUGACGAUUAUUCUGUGGUUUUGUGUGCGUAUGUGGGAAUUGUUUUGCUUAUAUGCGCAUGCUUUAGGUUCUUCGAUCUUACAGCGAUCAACGCUUACUUGUUUCGAUACAAAUUUAUGAACUACAUUAGAGGGUACGUUGCACUGCCGACUUUGAACGGCACCCAUUCGGCAGAAUACAAAUCAUGGUGGUGUUUGUCGGGCUUACUUCCUAGCAGGCUCGAAACUUGCCAUAUAGCUUGUUUCUUCCUACUAAACAUUGUCCUCCUGUCAACUGGCUACGAAGUAGACCAUUACAACGUACUCUUUGACGGAAAAUUAGUUCAAUUGUGUAGGUACGUUGGUGAUCGUUCAGGGAUCCUAGCUAUCGCACAUUUUCCUCUUAUCAUACUCUUCAGCACAAGAAGCAACUUUGUGGAGUGCUUGACCGGCUUCAAGUAUUCCACAUUAAUUGCUCUGCAUAAAUGGAUUGGCAGAAUUAUGGUAUUUGAUGUCCUGGUCCAUUCUAUAGCAUACACUGCGUACGCAUUACUAACUCACUCUUUCCUCAUGUCAAUGGGCGAAUGGUAUUUUAGGUUUGGAGUCCUGGCCACACUGGUCUUGGUGUUGUUAUCAUUUUGGUCGCUAGGUUAUAUUAGGAAAAAUCAUUACGAAGUCUUCCUCUACCUUCAUAUUUUCAUGGCAGUGGCAUUUUUCUUCUCCUGUUGGAAACAUAUUCAGUCCAUAGGUUGGACCAAUUGGAUCUAUAUUUCACUCGCCAUAUGGAUUUUUGAAAGAUUGAUUCGAAUCAUACGAAUCUUGCAUUUCGGUGUGGCUACGGCUAAUAUCCAACUCAUAGGUAAGGAUUUACUGAGAGUAACGAUACCCAAGAAAUCACAAUUUAUGAAAUGGAGAGCUCUUCCCGGCCAAUACGUUUUCCUACAUUUUAUGGACCCCAUGAUAUUUUGGCAAUCACACCCCUUCACAGUGAUUGAUUCCGGCGACGAGUUGGUAGUGGUCCUUAGAGCUAAAAAAGGUGCAACCAAUGUAGUUUUGAAACGAGUAAUAGAAGCCACUCAAAAUAGCUCUGAUAAGUUCUUUACUAAAAUGAAGGUAUGCGUAGAGGGACCUUACGGAACCACAAGUCCGCUCCACCUGUUCAAUAAUGUACUAUUCCUCUGCGGGGGCAGUGGUUUACCUGGUCCUCUAGCCCACGCAAUCGAACUAAGCAAAUCAUUGAAACACAAGGUUGUUAUUGACAUGGUCAUUGCAGUACGAAGUCUCGAUAUCCUAGAGGCCUACAUCAAUGAGUUAUUAGAAUUACAACGAUCACAGGUGCAUUUGCAAAUAUUCGUGACACGAUCGGCUCCAACGGCCCAAUACGGCAGCAUAUCCUCCAAUAUUCAUGAGCAAGCUGUAGUACCAAGACUUAAACCAUUUGCCACGUUUCACGUAGGCAGGCCAGACUUGCAAAGUCUCAUAAACAAUUCACUAAGCCAAAAUGGUCCUCUGGCCAUACUUACUUGCGGACCUCCUGUCUUUGUAGACAAGGCAAGAGAUAUUACUGCCAGCACUAUAGUCAAGAACCCGACCCGAGUCAUCGAGUACUUUGAAGAGUAUCAAUGCUGGUGA